This is a messenger RNA of Lolium rigidum, 1649 nucleotides long. Its product is annotated as pentatricopeptide repeat-containing protein At1g52640, mitochondrial. Gene Ontology annotation, molecular function: protein binding. The transcript has a single exon. The record is from RefSeq and is a predicted model, not a curated record. Bases 1 to 1641 code for a protein of 546 amino acids. NCBI's taxonomy places the organism in Eukaryota, Viridiplantae, Streptophyta, Magnoliopsida, Poales, Poaceae.
AUGCAAUCCGCCGCGAGAUCGCUCGCCGCGCCACUCCGCCGGCCGCCGCCACGCAGAGCGCUCCCCGUCCCCGUCCCCCUCCCCCGCCUCUCCACCGCGUCGCCCCAGGAGGAUCCGUGCCCGGAUCCAGGCCCAGGCCCAAGCCCAGACGCCGACCCGGGGCUCGUGAGCGCGCUCAGCCGCGUGCUCAGCGACUUCCGCGGCCCGCUCCACGACCUCCCCGCCGCGCUCCGCGGCUUCGCGCCGCGCCUCACCCCGGACGCGGCGGCCGCGGUGCUGCGCCGGUGCCGCCACCUCCCCGUGCCGUCGCUCCGGUUCUUCCUCUUCGCCGCGGCGCUGCCCGGGUUCGCCCACCUGCCGGACUCGCUCCUCGUCCUCGCCAACUCGCUCGCCGGCGCACGGCUCUUCCCGCUGCUGCGCUCGCUGCUGUCCGACCUCCCGCCGGCUGCGCUCUCGCGAGGCCUCUUCCCGCGGCUGUUCCGCGCGUACUCGCGCGCGCUCCUCCCGGAUGACGCGGUCCGGGCCUUCUCCUCCAUGGCGGGGUUUGGGUUCCACCCGACCCUCGCUGAUUUUCACUCGCUGCUCUUUGCCCUCUCACAUAAUGGCCUUGUAGAGCACGCCGAGACCUUCUUCAGAGAAUCGGCAACCAGUUUCGAUGUCUCAGCGAAAACCUACACAAUCCUGAUCUCUGGGUGGGCUGUUGUGGAGAAGCCGGAAAGCGCGCAAAAGCUAUUUGAUGAAAUGGUCGAGAGAGGUGUCGAGCCUGAUGUGCCUGCCUACAACGCGUUGAUUGAUGCCUUAUGCCGCGGAGGCGAUAUUGCACGUGCAGAGGAGCAUCUGAAAGAUAUGCAACAGAGCCGCGGGCUUGUUCCGGAUGCUGCCACUUACGGUCCAUUCAUCCGUGCCGCCUGUGCAUCAAAGGACGCCCGGGCCUCUCUUCGUGUGCUAGAUAGGAUGCGCACGCACGACCUCACACCAAACGUAUUCACAUACAAUGCUAUAAUUCGUCUGUUGUGUGAGUUGGGAGAGAUUGAGGAGGCUUACAAUAUCCUCGGUGAGAUCAUCGCACGAGGCGAGAAGCCUGAUGUUUGGAGCUACAACACACUGCUUAAUACGCAUUGUAAGAAGAACGAAGUGAACAAGGCCUUGAGGGUCAUUGCGAGGAUGGAUAAAGGCUUGUGCGUACCAGACCGUCAUUCUUACAACAUGCUGCUAAAGAUGUUGAUUGGUAUAGGAAGGAUUGAUAAGGCUGUCGAGAUUUGGGAUGGGAUGGAAGAGCGUGGCUUUCACCCUGGUGCAGCAACUUAUGCCGUCAUGAUCCAUGGACUGUCUUGCAAGAAGGGAAGGUUAGAAGAGGCCUGCAGCUAUUUCGUUAUGAUGGUGGAUGAAGGUAUCCCACCUUACCAGGCCACGUGUGAGGUUUUGAGGGACAGGCUGACAAGGCACGCCCUGAGGGACCAACUUGAGGUCAUCACUGAUAGGAUGAGGCGGAGCACUUCCUGCACAAUACAGGAAAUGGCAAGUGUCAUGUGCACUAGUAAGAAGGCAGAUGAAACUAGAAGCGUGAGCAUUGAACAAGAACUAACAGGGCAUGCUCUUGAUGAGAGUGAAUGGAGGGGGAAAUGGAAACUAGGAGACUGAACAUUGGU